This is a messenger RNA of Podarcis lilfordi (Lilford's wall lizard), 162 nucleotides long. The record is from the annotation of a GenBank genome assembly. NCBI's taxonomy places the organism in Eukaryota, Metazoa, Chordata, Lepidosauria, Squamata, Lacertidae.
AAGUAUCGCUACCAGGAUGAGGAUGCUCCACACGACCAUACUUUACCCCGCUUAACUCACGAAGUGAGAGGGCCAGAACUAGUUCACGUUUCUGAAAAGAAUUUAUCGCAGAUAGAAAAUGUCCACGGAUACGUCCUGCAAUCGCACAUCUCGCCUCUGAAG